Messenger RNA from Cebus imitator (Panamanian white-faced capuchin), 6089 nucleotides. RefSeq names its product glutamate ionotropic receptor kainate type subunit 1 (gene GRIK1). The record is from RefSeq and is a predicted model, not a curated record. Gene Ontology annotation, biological process: monoatomic ion transport; modulation of chemical synaptic transmission; synaptic transmission, glutamatergic. Gene Ontology annotation, molecular function: kainate selective glutamate receptor activity; transmitter-gated monoatomic ion channel activity involved in regulation of postsynaptic membrane potential. Bases 591 to 3347 code for a protein of 918 amino acids. The transcript is spliced from 17 exons. Lineage: Eukaryota; Metazoa; Chordata; Mammalia; Primates; Cebidae. Gene Ontology annotation, cellular component: presynaptic membrane; postsynaptic membrane; kainate selective glutamate receptor complex.
CGGGGUUGGGGCGGGCAGUAAAUAAAGGGUGGGGCCAGCGAGGGCAGGAGGAAAGCAAGGAUUGAGGAAAUCAAGAACGUGGCUCCGCUCCCAGUUAACCUGCUGAAGCUCAUCAGGGUUGCUCAGAGCCCCUGCACCAACUCACCCAGUACCCUCGCUCCUUCUUCGUUAGUCUUCUUUCCCCCUUUCCCCUCCUCUGUCUGUACCUACCCCCCACUUUUGCAUCUGACCAGAGGACGAAUGAGGGAGACGUUCCCGCAGAUCCGGGCAGCAACUUUCCUCAGCUGGUCUCUGGGCUCCGGGAGCCGAAGCGCGCUGAUCCUCCGCGGUCCGCGGCUCAUGGAGGAGGAGGAGGAGGAGCGGUGAUGGGCUAGUGACACACCGAGGAGCCCCGAGCGAGCUCAGCCUUGCCAGCCAGCUCUGCGUUCCCACGCGGGUUCCCUCGAGCUCGUUUCGUGGGGAGCGCGCCGCGUGGUUGGAACCAGAGAAUCCGGAGAGGAUGAAGCGGGGACCCGGCCCAAGUUGGAUGCAUCUCUCCGGCGUGCGGCAGCGGCUGUAUCUCGGCAUGUCAUAAUUAAGAAGCGAGAAAGAUGGAGCUCGGCAAACUCCUUGCCCAGCCCGGGCUCUGGACCAGGGACACCAGCUGGGCACUCCUCUAUUUCCUCUGCUACGUCCUCCCUCAGACCGCCCCGCAAGUACUCAGGAUCGGAGGGAUUUUUGAAACAGUGGAAAAUGAGCCUGUUAAUGUUGAAGAAUUAGCUUUCAAGUUUGCAGUCACCAGCAUUAACAGAAACCGAACCCUGAUGCCUAACACCACAUUAACCUAUGACAUCCAGAGAAUUAACCUUUUUGAUAGUUUUGAAGCCUCACGGAGAGCAUGUGACCAGCUGGCUCUUGGUGUGGCUGCUCUCUUUGGCCCUUCCCAUAGCUCCUCCGUCAGUGCCGUGCAGUCUAUUUGCAAUGCUCUCGAAGUUCCGCACAUACAGACCCGCUGGAAACACCCCUCGGUGGACAACAAAGAUUUGUUUUACAUCAACCUUUACCCAGAUUAUGCAGCUAUCAGCAGGGCGAUCCUGGAUCUGGUCCUCUACUACAACUGGAAAACAGUGACUGUGGUGUAUGAAGACAGCACAGGUCUAAUUCGUCUACAAGAGCUCAUCAAAGCUCCCUCCAGAUAUAAUAUUAAAAUCAAAAUCCGCCAGCUGCCUUCUGGGAAUAAAGAUGCCAAGCCUUUACUCAAGGAGAUGAAGAAAGGCAAGGAGUUCUAUGUGAUAUUUGAUUGUUCACAUGAAACAGCUGCUGAAAUCCUUAAGCAGAUUCUGUUCAUGGGCAUGAUGACUGAGUACUAUCACUACUUUUUCACAACCCUGGACUUAUUUGCUUUAGAUCUGGAACUCUAUAGGUACAGCGGCGUCAACAUGACCGGGUUUCGGCUCCUUAACAUCGACAACCCUCACGUGUCAUCCAUCAUUGAGAAGUGGUCCAUGGAGAGACUGCAGGCCCCACCCAGGCCCGAGACUGGUCUUUUGGAUGGCAUGAUGACAACCGAAGCAGCUCUGAUGUAUGAUGCUGUGUACAUGGUGGCCAUUGCCUCGCAUCGGGCAUCCCAGCUGACCGUCAGCUCCCUUCAGUGCCAUCGACAUAAGCCAUGGCGCCUUGGACCCAGAUUUAUGAACCUGAUUAAAGAGGCUCGGUGGGAUGGCUUGACUGGGCGUAUCACCUUCAAUAAAACCAAUGGCUUGAGGAAGGAUUUUGAUCUGGACAUUAUUAGUCUCAAAGAGGAAGGAACUGAAAAGGCUGCUGGCGAAGUGUCUAAACACUUGUAUAAAGUGUGGAAGAAGAUUGGGAUUUGGAAUUCCAACAGUGGGCUUAACAUGACGGAUAGCAACAAAGACAAGUCCAGCAAUAUCACCGAUUCACUGGCCAACCGAACACUCAUUGUCACCACCAUUCUGGAAGAACCCUAUGUUAUGUAUAGGAAAUCUGAUAAGCCUCUAUAUGGAAACGAUCGAUUUGAAGGAUAUUGCCUGGACCUGCUGAAAGAAUUGUCAAACAUCCUGGGUUUCAUUUAUGAUGUUAAACUAGUUCCCGAUGGCAAAUAUGGGGCCCAGAAUGACAAAGGAGAGUGGAACGGGAUGGUUAAAGAACUCAUAGAUCACAGGGCUGACCUGGCAGUGGCUCCUCUUACCAUCACCUAUGUGCGGGAGAAAGUCAUUGACUUCUCCAAACCCUUCAUGACCCUAGGCAUCAGCAUUCUCUAUCGGAAGCCCAAUGGUACCAAUCCAGGUGUCUUCUCCUUUCUCAACCCCCUGUCUCCAGAUAUUUGGAUGUAUGUGCUCUUAGCCUGCUUGGGAGUCAGUUGUGUACUCUUUGUGAUUGCAAGGUUUACACCCUACGAGUGGUAUAACCCCCACCCAUGCAACCCUGACUCAGACGUGGUGGAAAACAAUUUUACUUUACUAAAUAGUUUCUGGUUUGGAGUUGGAGCUCUCAUGCAGCAAGGAUCAGAGCUGAUGCCCAAAGCUCUAUCGACCAGAAUAGUUGGAGGGAUAUGGUGGUUUUUCACCCUAAUCAUCAUUUCAUCCUACACUGCCAAUCUGGCUGCCUUCUUGACAGUAGAGAGAAUGGAAUCCCCCAUAGAUUCGGCAGAUGAUCUGGCAAAGCAAACCAAGAUAGAAUAUGGGGCAGUCAGAGAUGGAUCAACAAUGACCUUCUUCAAGAAAUCAAAAAUCUCUACCUAUGAGAAGAUGUGGGCUUUCAUGAGCAGCAGGCAGCAGACUGCCCUGGUAAGAAACAGUGACGAGGGCAUCCAGAGAGUGCUUACCACAGACUACGCGCUGCUGAUGGAGUCCACCAGCAUUGAGUAUGUGACGCAGAGAAACUGCAACCUCACUCAGAUCGGGGGCCUCAUUGACUCCAAAGGUUACGGAGUGGGAACGCCUAUUGGCUCUCCUUACCGGGAUAAAAUUACUAUUGCUAUUCUUCAACUCCAAGAAGAAGGGAAGCUGCAUAUGAUGAAAGAGAAGUGGUGGCGUGGGAAUGGCUGCCCCGAGGAAGACAACAAAGAAGCCAGUGCUCUGGGAGUGGAAAAUAUUGGGGGCAUCUUCAUUGUUCUGGCUGCCGGACUGGUCCUUUCUGUAUUUGUAGCUAUUGGAGAAUUCAUAUACAAAUCACGGAAGAAUAAUGAUAUUGAACAGGCUUUUUGUUUCUUUUAUGGACUGCAAUGUAAGCAAACCCAUCCAACCAACUCCACUUCUGGAACCACUUUAUCUACGGAUUUAGAAUGUGGCAAAUUAAUUCGAGAGGAGAGAGGGAUUCGGAAACAGUCCUCAGUUCAUACUGUGUAAUCAGUUUAAAAAAAAAAAAAAAAAAAAGGUGUGCCCAGUAGAAAUUGUUUCUGCUAAUUGGUGUUGUUGAUAUUUGUAUUUGCUAAGCAUAAAUAGCCACCAUUCUCUAUUCCUUUAGGAUAGCAAAACUCAUGUGUUCUAGACAUUGAAUUGAAUGCACCAGAAAGAGACUUGCACUGUAUGUUGAAGCAGGGGCAUAUUAGGGGUACACAGACUCCUAGAAAUGUGUAUUUACAGGGAUUGUCUCUGUCCCAACUAGUCAUCUUAGUUCUAUCUUCAUGCAUUAGAAAUAAGCAACUCUUUCUUCAUGAAAAAGGAAAUUCAGACUUUCAACAGCGCAAAGCAUGAAAACAAAAUGCAAAUUGUGCGGACUUCUUUUCAUCUCUGUGAACUUUGUUCCCUCCUCUUUCUUUCUCCCUGUCCCAUACAUUGUGUAGAUCUGCAUAUUUUCAAACUACCUGAAACUCUUCUUACCUUUUCAACAGUACGUACAUAACUCCAUAACAAGGUUAAUUUUUUAAUUCAAAUUCAUUUCACAAUGUAAAAUGUAUUAUUUACCCAAAGACUCAAAAGUGUCUUAAGAGUUUAGAGAUUCAAAAACUGCAAUCCACAGAAAGAAAACUCAACUUGAAAGCUCCGGCGUCACAGAAGAGCACUACCUAAGUUGAACACCACUCUUGGAAACAGAGCACAGUCAAGAAUAAUUCCCAGGGAGAAAUUCAUUAACCUCAAACUCUUAAAUAACAUUGAUUUGUAGAGUUUAACAGUCUUCUGUAGGUUCUGAGUCUUAAGGAACAGUGAUAUAUUUCAAGCUAUAUAGUAUUUCUUCAAAGAUCCCAGCAAAGUCCUAAGCUAUGUACUAAUUCAUAGCAUCUUCUGUUUACCACUCACUUGCUCCCUCUGUUUGCAUUGAUGAGCAUCUUUCCACAAGUAGUUACUUCACUUCCUUGCCGCUUACCCAAGAUAGAGUGGUUGUUCUUGGAGCAAUCUUUCCUGAACAUCACCACUUUCACAGUGGUUUAUUUGCAUCCAUCAUCAUUGUUAAUUUAUUCCAUUAUCAAAGUAUUCUGGGGAAAAGAGAAAGUGGGAAAAAAUAAAGGAAAGAGUGUCCAUACGCAUUAGUUACAGAUCUCUGUAGAUUUAUUUUCCAUCUGGAUUCAAAGUGCUGUACAUAAUUCCCAUGCUAACUCAACCUGGUGAUGUGAAAAAAAAAAAACUGAUUGCACAUUUAAUUUGUUGUGACAGAGGAUAUCUGAUGAUUUCUCUAGGCUCAUUUUCCCUCCCCAGUGAAUAGGAAAAUUGAAGAUGUGUUUCAUCUUUUCUCAAUAUGGGAUCAGUUGGUCUUUAUUCUUUUCUUAAUGGGAUUACCUUCUGACACAUCAAGCGAUCCCCUAAAGCCCAUUCCUUGAAGCAGAGAUAUGCCAUCUGUGCAAUCAUAUAGCAUUUUACCGUCUCUUUGCUUAGCUUUAAAUGGCUCCAAAUUUUGGAAACCACAGGCCUCUCCAAUCAAUUGUGUACUUCUUUAGUAAAGCAUAUUAGGAAAGUUGACUCUUGUCCUGAUUGUUUCUCAGCCUUGCUUCCUUCUUUAAAGAAACGUACUCAGAAGAAAAUAUCAUAAAUUAUACUAACAAUGUUUUAUUGUUAUUAAACUAGAAGCAACAUACUAUUUGUCCCAAGUCAGAGUUCACAUUUUCGUAAUCAAUAGAAUCAGAUGUUGGGAUGAAUAUGACAUUAUUCUUAGUUUCAUAUUUCAUGGAUUCAGUAUCUAGAAAUCACAAAUUUUAUAAGUUUACUUUUCCAAAGAUGAUUUAAUAAAUCAAAAAUGCUACCAAAAGAGUUCAAAUAUGAUUGAUGAAGUAUAGACAAUCAGAAUUAAUAAUAACUGACAAAAUUUAACUUUCUGCAGAGACUAUUAUUUAAAAGUGGAAUUCAGAGAUUUGAAAAAAGAAAUUAUCUCUUUCAAAAAUUAAUAUUUGUAUACCACUUUAGACUGUAAAGUACCUAAUUCUGAUAUUUCUAUACUAUUUUAUAGUUUUCAAAAUGUUUUCACAUAUAACAUUACAUUUGGUCUUUUCAACAAUUUAAAUUUAGCUUUACUAUCAGUCAUUGGCCUGCAGUUAUAGAUUUUAGAAGCAGAAGAAAAUAUUCUAAAAUAGCCAAACUUAGAUUCAAGUUCCAGUAGAGCCACACACUGAAUAACUGUAGGCAAGUUACCAAAUUUCUCAGUCUUGAUUUCUUAAAAUGUAACAGUGGGACAAAAUUUCUAGAACAUAAAGUUUUGUACGGGUGUUUUUCAAAAUGGGUUAAGUUGGCAAAUGUUUCUCAAAUAAAAUUUUUAUAGUUAAGUAACCCAUGGAGCAUCACUCUAAGUGUUCCUUUACUACAUGCUAUCUCAGUGUGCUUCACAAGUUUUUGUUCUUUGAGAAUUUUCAACAAAGCAAAAAGUAUUCAGCACUUCUCAAGCCAAUUAGAUUGCAGAUUUUUUUCCGCACAACAUCUUGACAGACCAGGGUCCCACAGAUCAUCCUCAAGGGAACACAGGCAUGAUCAUGUGAAUCUCAUCCCAUAAGAGUGUACAAAACAUCUUGCAUUGUGCUUGACACAUAGUAGCCACUCAAUAAAUAAUUGCCUAUACUUUGGAGUAAACUUCUAAGCCUCAAAUUUCUUACUUGUAAAAUGAGGGUAAUAUGGACUUUAUACAAUUACUAUGACAAUUAAAUGAAAUCAUGGCAUAGAAAAUGA